AUGAAACGUGUUAUCGACGAUAAUAUUAAUUUAAUAUCACCAGUGAAACGUUUUCAUCGUAGUGUCACUUGUUUACUUGAUUUACCAAAUGAAAUUUUGCUUAUGAUUUGUCGUUAUAUGUCAACAGCUGAUAUUCUUCAUUGUUUUUACACACCUGAAAGACCUGACAUGAGUCUUCAUUGUUUAAUUUCUGAUUAUUAUAUGAAAAUUAAUAUUGAUGCAAUAACAUUUGAUAAAUAUAAUUAUUUAAUUAAUUUAUUUCGUAGUUCAGAUUAUCUUCUUCAACCUGAAACAUUAAGAUUAAGUAAUGAACAUGUAUCUUGUUUAAUUGAACACUAUUUUUCUUCAAUACCGACAAAAAUAAUUCAACCAAUCUUCACUAAUUUGAAAGAUCUUACUUUAAUUGAUUGUCUACCAGGUGAUCUUGUUACUAUCGAUCAGCAUUCUAAACAUUUGACAAAACUUGAAUAUCUUCAUGUUACUAUUCAAAAAUCUAAUCCAAAUUUUGGUGAGUUUAUUAUCACUAAAUUUAUUUUAGAAUAA
Messenger RNA from Rotaria sp. Silwood2, 543 nucleotides. Lineage: Eukaryota; Metazoa; Rotifera; Eurotatoria; Philodinida; Philodinidae. The record is from the annotation of a GenBank genome assembly.